AUGAAUGACUGCGACGAGGUGAACAAUAUAUCGUAUGAUCCUCUAUAUCGAUAUAGUCAAUUCUACACUCUUCUCACUUCAAUUUUCUCCGUUUUUCCAUUACUCUACCUGAUCAUUUUUAAGCUUCGUGUGUGUACAUUCAAUGAUAAUAUCAAAUUUUUAUAUAUAGUUUACUUCACUCAAAUACUUAUCUCAGUGCUGAACAAUUGCGUUGUAUUUGCCCACCACGUCGUCAUCCCUUUCUUGGCAGUCUCCAAGUGUGAUUUGUUAGUGAAUCCCGUGAAAAACCGUAUCUUUCAAAAUAUCGGCGUUUUCGGUAUUUCUUGCCCAAUGCUCACAAUUCUUGGAAUAACUGCUGAACGCCUUCUGGCUCUGAUCUUUGCUCGUUGCUACGAAAAUGUUAAGCUUCAUAUUGGAGUGUUUAUCGGUGUUUUUGCAAUGCUUUGCGACAUGGCACUUGUCUAUUUCUUCUUCCUCGAUGAGAAAUUCGAUCAACCGUCCAUCUCAUACUUUAUGGUUCCUGAUACUUCCGGUUAUAAAAUGAAUUGGUUAUGCUAUUCCUUACUUGCUAUUAAUAGUGUAAAUUUAGUUUUCAAUUAUUUUUUGGUAAAGAUCAACACUAUUUUGAAAGAAAAAUGGCGUAAUUCUUUAUCAACUCGUUAUCAAAUGGAAGAGAACAUUAUAACCACGAAAUUCUCCACUUUUAUCUCAUUUAUUCAUGUAUUCUUCUUCUCGCUCUAUCUCAUUUUCACCCUAAUUAUUCGUCUUCUAGGACCAGGAUUUUUGAAAACACAAGCCGAUUUGAUGUCGGUCAGAGGUGUUUACAUCACUAUUCCCACGUAUAAUUUGAUUAUUGGUAUUGCUUCAUGCGUCAUUCUACGGCAUUUGCAAAGACAAAAAGUUGCAAAAGUUUAUGCGGAAGUUACAUUGAAGUAUUCUGGAAUUGACGGGGCUCAGAUUCAUCAAGAGGCUAUUUUAAAUGUUUGGAAGACUAAGUCAUCAGGACGGAAGUGA
Molecule: messenger RNA, 1014 nt
Organism: Caenorhabditis elegans
Lineage: Eukaryota; Metazoa; Nematoda; Chromadorea; Rhabditida; Rhabditidae
Gene: srb-6
Product: Serpentine receptor class beta-6
Exons: 7
Coding region: 1-1014 (337 amino acids)
Biological process (GO): sensory perception of chemical stimulus
Cellular component (GO): membrane; plasma membrane
Molecular function (GO): transmembrane signaling receptor activity
Source: RefSeq, marked reviewed